This is a messenger RNA of Monodelphis domestica (gray short-tailed opossum), 3143 nucleotides long. The record is from RefSeq and is a predicted model, not a curated record. Lineage: Eukaryota; Metazoa; Chordata; Mammalia; Didelphimorphia; Didelphidae.
AUGUCGGAGACCAAACUUUCCAAAGCCCCGAAGGAGAGACUGACAGUUGCCCACACCACCUGGAAGCUCCUUUGCUUCUGGGUGUUGGAGAGGGCUCGAGAGGGGCUUGGCGGGCGCCUAGAGAGCUCUGCAAUUUCACGGAAAUCGCGGUCUUGGAAGAAGAAGGAAGAAGUCUUCUUGCUGUCUCCCACCCCCAAACUACUUCCCUUCCAGCUCUGGUUUCUUGCUUCUUCUGCUGCAGGGCCAGGCCCGGGUCUCCCUCGGGGAGUAGACCUCACCGACCGAGUGCCGGGGAAGCGGAGGGAGAGGAGGAGGAGGAGGAGCCCAGCUGGAGCCCACCCUCACCGUUCCCCACCUCCUCUCUCCCCUCUCCCCCCUCCCGGAGCUCUGGCUGGGGAGGAGAGGAAGCGGAGGGGGCUGCAGAGCUCGGAGGGAGAAUCGAUGCUGUGCAAGGGGCAGCGGGGUGCUGCGGCCGCCUGGGGCGAGCCCCCAGAGCAACUGAGGGGCAGCGCCAGAAGCAACAGCGGGGGUCAUAGCCCUGGUAAGCAAGACCAAUUACUGUCUGCUGGCUCCUUUCAGAAGAAGAGGUUGGCAAGAAGGCCUGGCUAUUUGAGGACAGACAUCAGGCCACGGAGAGAAUGCCUUACUCCCACUCUUCCACCAUCAUUCACCCUGAAGGAGCUGGGACAUGACAGAGACAGAAUGGCUGAGCUCAAGCCCUGUACCAUGGCCAGACAUGGAGACUUUGGUUUGAGAAGACAAGAUUUCAGCCCCUCAGCUGGGAGUCCCAUGCUCACAGGCAGCAGCGUGGUAGGGCAUGGCAUAUUGGGAAACUGCUGGUCUCAGCCAGGAUUAAAUGCCAGACUGAAGGACGGUGUCACUGGUCUUAUUGCUCCCUGCACCUCUGUUUGUUUGGAAGAUUUUCCACCCACACAUCUGCCUGAGGUCUCCCUGGCCCCUUGGGAGGUGGCUGGCAGUGCCAGAACUCAGGGUCACACAUUCCCUGUGGCACAGAAGGAAGCAAAUAUCUCCAGUGACCAAGUAGACCACCAGCAGCCUCUGCCCACCCCACCUAGCCCUCAUGAUGUCUUUAACUCAAGCUUUAGCUUCAUACGUCUGUCUCUCCAAUCUGCUGGGGAGCGGGGAGAGGCUGAAGGUUGUCUCCCCACCAGGGAGAGAGAGCCCCCCUGCCAGAGUUCCACAGAGGCACGAGCAGAAAAUACCAUUGUGGAUGAAUUGGUCAGGAGGCAGGGCAGUACAGGAGCCUGUGAGGACCAGAGAAGUGUUUCUCAGCCUUGUAGUUGUCGGACUGCUCGAGACCCAGUGGGCACCACUCUGGCUACGGGCAGUAAUAACCGGCCUGAGAAGGAGGUUUUUUCUUUCUCAGAUACUGAUGCAGCGAUCUCCUGUUCGCCUGAUUCCUCCUCUGUGGGUUCUUCGGUUACCUCAGGCUAUGAGAGCAACAUCAUGGCAAGUGAUCAGGGCUGGGACACCUUGGUCAAGAAAUACGAGCCAGUGCUGAUGGGCUGCCUUCUGAGCAACCAGACCCUGCUAAAGAUAAAAUCCUUGAUGUUCAAGCUUCAAAAACUUCUGGAAAAAGCAGUAGAAGAAGAUAAUUAUGACAAAGCUGAAGAAUUGAAAGAAAAAUUAGAAAACUUGGCAAAAGAAAAGAGCACCCUAAAGUUUCAGCUUCCUUCAAGACAUCCAUCCAUUAGUUCAUUUCUGGACCAUUUUGGAGCCCAAGUCCAAUCUGCUCUGCACUGUGCUACACAUAAGGUCAACAGUGAAGAAACCCAAUCACAGCUCAGAAUGGAGUUGAACCUCUCAGAAUCUGCAGCUCAGGACAGACUCCAGGUUUCCAUCACCAGAAGAGAUUGGCUUCUUCAAGAAAAGCAGCAAUUGCAGAAGGAAAUCGAAGGCCUCCAAGCAAGGAUGUCUGUGCUUGAAGCAAAAGAUCAACAAUUAAGACGGGAAAUAGAAGAGCAAGAGAAGUUCAUACAAUUGCAGGACUGUGAGCUGACUUCCUUGCUGGGCUGUGUGCCCCUGGGAGAACUGCAGGAGGUCAGGAAAGCCUUGGAUGACACUCUAGCCUCUUCCUAUCAGAUUCCAAUUAGUCUGGAGCUCCCUGGAACUAUUAAGAGCCUCCAAGAGAGAGAGCAGUCACUCAACUUGGCCAUUAAAGAAACUACUUCUAAGGUUUGUACAAGUCAGAAACUCUGCAGUACCUUGAGGAGGAAAGUGAAUGAAAUCGAGACCCAACUACCAACCUUGCUUGAAGCCAAAAUGCUUGCUGUUUCAGGGAAUAGCUUCUCAACAGCCAAGGAUCUUAUGGAGGAGAUUAGGUCCUUAACAUCUGAGAAAGAAGGGCUGGAGGGCCUGAUCAACAAGCUGUUGGUACUGAGUGCCAGGAAUGUCAGGAAAUUGGAGAGAAUUAAAGAAGAUUACAACAGACUGAGACUAGAUCUGGAGCAGGGGGAGGCUGCCUAUGAGAGCAGUGUGAAGGAAAACACUGUGAAGUACAUGGAAAUACUGGAAGAUAAAUUGCACAGCUCCAGGAGUCAGCUACUAGAAAGAGUGUGGGAAGCUGAUUUGGAAGCUUGUCAGCUCUUCAUCCAGGGUUUCCAACUUCAGGAGGCCAGCAGCUGUGCUUCAGAAGGAGAGGAGACUCAGAUAGAUGACUUAGAGAUGACUACUCCUGCUCCUGCCCCUGCUGCAUCUAUCUUCCCCAGACCAACUUCAGAAGAUGGGCUGAAACCCUUUUGUCAACCAGCUGAAGAGUGGCAGGCUAUCCUGUACCCCACCAUUCAGUGUGAUGGCUGUGAACAGAAAGAGCUUCUGGUCAAAAGAUUAUACUUGACCUCAGAAAUACUUGAAAAGUUAGCAGACACAUUGGAAGGAAGAAUUUGGAAUCUUACAUUAUUUCUCUAGAACUGGGAGAAAAAUGUGAAGCCAUCAGAGAAAAGUUAUUGUAUUUGGAAGAUCAACUUCAUGCUGCAAUCUAUAGCCAUGAUGAAGGUCUUGUUCAUAUCCUUUUACUCUUGAAUAGAUUUACCACCUGCCAACUUCUAACUCCAGAUAUAGAAAACAACAACAACAACAAAAGGUGCAUCAUGAUCAAUGAGCAAUACAGUAGAUAUAAACAA